Molecule: messenger RNA, 2826 nt
Organism: Orbilia oligospora ATCC 24927
Lineage: Eukaryota; Fungi; Ascomycota; Orbiliomycetes; Orbiliales; Orbiliaceae
Exons: 2
Coding region: 1-2826 (941 amino acids)
Source: RefSeq, a predicted model, not a curated record
AUGCCCACGCCCUCGGAAGCCCGAGUCUUUCUCGGCCCCGGCGGGCGCGAUAGCCAACCCCACGACCAAACAGAUACCAUAUCUUUCUAUUUCCCAUUCGCAGUAUCUGAUGCGAUAUCUAUUUUUACCAAUAUUGUUGUUCCGGGCCCAGAUCCCUUUUCCGUGAGCGAAGAGAGCCGGCGGGAAGUCUUCUGGCCACUUAUCAAGAGAAUUACGAAUUAUCCCAAAGCGGUAGAACCGGUUUUGGCUAAUGGGAGUAUGGAAAUUGGAGAUCAGGUGGAGGCUUUGAUGGAAAGUCUUGACAAUGCUUUUAACAGCGGUGUGAAAAACGUCUACAUCAACUGCGCUGGCACUCUCGUCGGUGUCUCCCCCAGUCUUAUGCAUCAAUUUCUGGAACUUUCAGAGAAAGUGUUCCAUUUGUGGAAGAACCGAAACGACGCCGCACGACCUGACGAACCCAGUGGCCAAGGGGACAUAAAUAUGCCCCCUGCCCCCUCCUUAGCAACAGCAGCUCAUACUCGGCCUGAAAAAGCUUCUUCCUCCACUCCUGCUCCUUUGCUCUCUCAUCUACCCCCCAGGGCCCGUUCAUCACUUUUAGAACAAAAGCCUCACUUCCAUUCAUCGUCAACCGCGGAGCUAGACAGCCGCCCCAUUCAUUCAGCUGCUGCUCCUUUAGGUAUGGCUUCUUCUUCUAACAAUCCCAAUGGGGGUCAGGAGACUCAUGAGUUCAUCUCUCCAUUCGUUGGAGCUGGAGCUGGAACUGGAGCUGGAGGGGAUCCGGAGACACCAGCUGCCCGUCAAGCUCGUAUCGACGAGCAUACACUUCAGCAACAGUUAUUAGCGUCUCACGCUCAGACACUUGCUGCACAGUCCCAGCAAUCUCAGCAACAGCUCGGACAGGCUGAUCCUGCAUACCAGUCAGCUACCUCUCAAUGGCUUUCUAGUGGUGCCGGGAAGGUCCCUAUUUCUGAAAUCUGGCGAGCGACCAUUUACAGGUUGUACAACGAGCAGAAUGAAUCACUGACCAAGUAUCGACGUCCGAACUGGUUGUUUCAUCUCGAGUCCCACCAGGUUCGAACCAUCGAGGACCUUGGUGGCUGGCGAGAAGACGACGAGUCUACUCGCCAAUUAGCGAACAACCUCAUCACAAAGCUUCAGGAGACUGGCUACGGUACCAAGGGCCUCCAGAGUCGAUUGAAGGCCAUCACUACUGCUGAUGUCAGAGAUGCCAUUCUCAAUGUCGAAAGAGGCGGGCUUGAAAAGUACAAGCCCGGCCCUACCCUUGGCAAGAGAGUCACUCCCAUCAAGUGGUCGCAUGUCAAUCCGUCUGACAUCCCAGGCCAGAAUAUUAUAAUGAUGGAAACCGAUUCCCCGACGAACACCCCUGGCCCCCAGCAGCCAGUUGGGAAUACCCCAGAACUCUCUGGCACAACUAACGAAACUGAAAACACCCUGAAGCGCAGUACAGACAGCUCUGCCCAUCCAAUUCGCAUCAAGAGAAAGCGUACCUCUUCACCCAAUCGUGAGAGCCUCACACUCGUCAUGCCACCUGAUAUCGCAGAUGAGAAGGAAGGAAACCAAAGUGCUCGCAAGGGAGCACCCACUGCACCUACUCCUGCUCCAGUCGCUCCCAUGAUGAGACCUGAUGCUACGCCACAGACCGGAUUUACACCGAUUAAUAUCAAUAGAUCUAUUGUUCCGGCGGUCAGCUCGGUUUCGACUCCAGCACCUAUUGCACCGGCUCCAAUAGCCCCUGCUCCACUCGCUCCGGUGACUGCAGUUAUGGCGACGCCAACUCCAGUUCCAGUUCAUCAUCACAUGAACACUACCGCCACUCCACCUAACCUCGCUACCCCUUCUUCAGCGACCAGGAUGAUGGACAUCAGGGCAUUUGCUGAGACCCCUCAAAGGCCCGCAACACCCUCCUCGACGAUUGACUUGGAAUCCGAGCAGGAUGAUGAUGACUAUGACGCUAGUAUGAUGGAUGAACUUGUCUAUAAACGUUUGCAGUACCUCAAGAGCGGCUUGGAAUCACUUCGACAAGAAUUCGCUGAAUCCAAGCAGUCCCAAGCCGACAACGCUUCGAUCAUUGAGAAGGCUGCUAAGGAAGUCUUCGAUGGUUUUACAAGAGACUUUCAUGAGGACUACCGCAGGGUUAGGAACUUGUCUAAAGAAAACAAGGAGCGUUUCGACAAGUUCGAGGCUAAAUUAGGGUCCAUUGGAAAUGUCGGUAACACCAAGGAAGACUGGGGAAAACUUGAGGCAAAACUUACCGAAGAUGUCAAAAACUUGGUGGUCAACAAAAUAACAGAACACGAUAACCAGCUGGGUAAGCGCAUUGAUGCCCAACGACUCGAAUUUAUCAGUGAGCAAGAAAAGCGUUCCAAUGAAGAAGCCGAGUUUGAACAACGCUUCGCUAAGUUGGAAGAUAAGCUCUCCACGCUCGACAGCGACGUGAAUACUCGUUUUCAAAUGCUUGAGAACCCGGUUCCCGCUCCAGUCAUCACCUCAUCUACCCGUCGUGCAACUCGUAACUCCGUUUCAGCGCCCGCACCGCCUGUUGCUGCUCUCACGACAGAGACCAGGCUUCGCCUCGAUAAGAUCGAAGCGCGCCUUGAGAAGCUAGAAACACAACAACGCAAGGCCAGCAACAACAAUGCUGCCAGCAACCCUGCUGACUUGGAAAGAAUAGCAGCUCUUGAAGACAAGCACAAGGCUCUGGAAGGUAAUCUAAACCAGGUCAUGGAGGCUGUGAGCGGCUUACUCAUCCAGGUCAUGAAGGAGAAGCGUGGCAGUGUUAGCGUCUUUGAUGACAAAAAAAACUGA